Messenger RNA from Papaver somniferum (opium poppy), 786 nucleotides. RefSeq names its product protein INAPERTURATE POLLEN1-like. Gene Ontology annotation, molecular function: sequence-specific DNA binding. The coding region runs from base 1 to 786 and encodes 261 amino acids. The record is from RefSeq and is a predicted model, not a curated record. Lineage: Eukaryota; Viridiplantae; Streptophyta; Magnoliopsida; Ranunculales; Papaveraceae. The transcript has a single exon. Gene Ontology annotation, biological process: DNA-templated transcription.
AUGAGUAAGUUAUCAUGGAUUGGUGUCAAGAAAAGCUCUCGACUUUUCAAAGAUUUCCAUGAAGAAUGGAUUCCAACCUUAAAGAAUACUCUUCUCCCAUUACUCUCCCGUUCAAUAAUGGUUUCUCCACCAGAAUUACUCUCAACUCAUGUCCAGAUGUUCCACCACCAUUUCCAAACCUAUUACCAAACCCUAGAUCUUGCUGCUUCCGAAGAUGUUUCUCAACUUCUUUUCCCAACUUGGCAUAACUCAAUACAAAAACCCUUUCUCUGGUUUGGUGAUUUUCAUCCUAGUAUCUUCACAAAUCUCUUGAGAUCAUUACUCAACAACGACGAUGAUGAUGAAGAUGAAGAUGGGGGUACAGAAAAAUCUGCAGAUUACCCACUUGUUUGGAAAUACCCAUCAAAGAAUUUGAUAAGUAAAGUUGAAGAAAUGGAAUGUGGGUUAAGAUUGAUUCUUCCUGGGAUUAUGAAUCGGUAUAGGGUAUUACAAUCUGGGUUUAUUGAUAAAGUUGGGUAUGAUUGGAUUCAUUCUACAGGGAAGAAUGAAAUCUUGAAAGCAAUUAGUGGUGAUGUAUGUGUUCAGAUGGAUGAAUUAAUAACUGUGUUUUUAGAUGCUAAUAGAUUAAGAAGAAGUAUUUUAAUGGAGAUUAUUAGCGCUACAGAUGUUUAUCAAUCUGCUCUUUAUCUUCAAGGACUUGCUCAGUUCUUUUUAGGGUUCAGUGAUGUUGAAUUGGUUAAGGAAUUUGAACAAUGCAAGAUCCCAUUAACACUAAUUAUUCAUUGA